AUGACCGAUCCUCUUAGUGUUGCUGCAAGCGUGGUUAGUAUCACCAUCCCAGCCCUACACGGUACAAGGCUACUUCUGGAUGACCUGGAGAAGCUUAAAGAUGCUCCAAAGUCGAUCAAACGCCUAGUGGAUGAUGUGCAAUCCGUCGAUGCAGCACUGCAGUUGCUUCGGGGCGUGGAGGAUAGAGAAUGGGAGUCACUUGGCACAAGUGUAGCUGAACAGUCAAAGAGCACGAUUAGCACCUGCGCGCAAGCAUGCGAUCACUUCAGGACCAACCUCCAGCGGUGGACUAGACACUCAGAAGAUGGAAAACUGGCAUGGCAAGACCGAGCAAAUGUGGGGUUCUUCAAGCAGGGGCAAAUGAAGGCUAUAUCGGAGCAGCUUCAAAACUGCAAGCUCACCAUUAACUCCGUCGUCAGCAUAGCAACCUUAUACAGCUCCAUCCGCCACGUCCGCAUCACGGAAGAGAUUAAGAGAACGAUAUGUACGAAGCAAGCUGAGGUCGAGGGUGCUAUUACCACAGCAGAUAAGCAACUGAUAAUAUUGGAGAAUAAACUGGAAGAACUAGAUCUCAGUAGCGACGAUGAGAAAGAAGCUAGAUCCAACGAAGAUAAGGCUGAUGCAAUAUGGCAACUUGAAGAAGAACGCAAAGCGCUAGUUGUGUCCCGAGGAUUACUGGGUGAGCUGCUGUCUAAGUCGCAGGAAGAAGCUAUUGCGAAAGCUGCAGGGAACCAUAGUCAUUUAAUCACAGUGGUUUUCGGCAAUCAGAACUCGGGCAUUCAAGCUGGAACCAUCUCUGGUGGAGUCAGUGGAAUCAGUUUUGGA
Messenger RNA from Lindgomyces ingoldianus, 825 nucleotides. RefSeq lists its product as uncharacterized. The transcript is spliced from 2 exons. NCBI's taxonomy places the organism in Eukaryota, Fungi, Ascomycota, Dothideomycetes, Pleosporales, Lindgomycetaceae. The annotation marks the transcript as partial. The record is from RefSeq and is a predicted model, not a curated record.